AGUCGAAGCGCCACAGAGGCGAAGAGGAACACAUCUCAGUUCUUUUAAUUCAUUUUUGGGCUUCCCUCAAAAGAAAAAAAAAACCAAACAGCACAGCUUUCACACGCUAACAGCGAGGACGCUCACGCACUGGAGUGGUGCUCGUGUCGGUUGAUCAGGCAUACAGCUACGAAUCUCUCUCUUUUCUUUUCUCCCUCCUUACGCUGACUGAGCAGUCUGCCUUUGGUGUUCGAGAGUUCUUUAUUUACUUCGUAUUUCUUCUCAAGUCGUUUCUCCGUAGGCCAAGGCGAUCUGACGCAUCUUCCUCUCCCGGUUCAUCAGCGACAACCUUACUCGAUGCAUCCUGUUGGGAUGAGAGGCUAGAGUCUGGACACAUUCGGCAGCACGGCCGCGCACGCACGCUUCUUCUUCCACGACUUUUAUUUUUAAAUGCUGCUUUCAUUAAUAGCUGUACCUGCGCUGGAUUUUAUUUCCCUCUUGAUUUUUUCUAGCAGAUUCUCUUCUCUUCAUCGUUUCCAUGUCGUUCCUUGCUUCGCCGACUUCCCUGCUGACCGCGGAGGCAGCGCAGCAAAAGAUUGAGUCCAUACAGGCAGCGUUGUUGCGUGUACAGCGUGCCUGCGAGUACCGCGACGAACACCCCUACGACCCUGUCGAGGCCCAAGGCGGAGGUGAUAGUAGUGGUAGUGGUGUCGGUGUUCCAUGCCCAACAGACGGGGGCCAAAGGGGUGGUUCAACGCCACGAACAGCAAGGCCGGCGUCAGCGGAUCCCUUCAUCAAGGCGCCGAACUCCUCCGCCAUACCAGAGGUUCAUUCCGCCGCCCCUGCCGAUCACAGAGAAGAAAAAGCAACGGCCGGCACUCGUCUGGUUCUCUCUUUUUCUCAAUUUGAGCGCCGCCGCAUCGCGCAGCUGCUGGGCCGUGUGGCGGUGGACAUCGCAGCGGUGUGGGCCUACGUCCAUCAGUGGAGCUCCCUGGGCGAGGUAACCGCCGACGCGGCCAGCGAAAGCGGCAUCUGCACGAGCGGAAAAGGUCACCUAAAUGGUGGUCGGACGAGGAGCGCUUCUCAGCCCACGAACGGCAACGAUGGAAAUCUGCGGUGGGCGUCGGCCGUCAAGGGAAACCCAGAGGCGCACAUGGCGGCCUUGAACACGCUGAUCCACACCGCCGUGUCGAUCCAACAGAUGCUGGCGGGGGGAGACGACAGGCGUGGCACGGGGGCAGGGAAGGACUCCGUCGUCACGGUGUUUCAGGAGGGAAGCGUGAGUCCGAACAUCGACGCAGCACAGGGUGACGCUUCCUUUGCCACGACGGCACGACCCGACUCCGCCGUCCCGAGCGCUUCUGCGACGCAGCAGGAGGACAGCUCCGCCCCCUCCCCAUCACCUCCUCCCUCGGCCGAGUUGGCGCACACCCUUCCUGCUCCCAGCAACAUGGCACCGCCGCCAGCACCCUCACCAGCACCACCGCCACCGGAGCAGCCAGCGGGUCUGCGGAGCACACUUGCUGCCCAGCCCUCUGCUACCUCCUCGUCCAUUCAUGCAGCACACGGCGACAACAGCGCGGCGACGGCGGCGGUGAUGGCCUCGAUCCCGGCGUACCUGAAGGCGUACGUGUGGGAGGGCUCAGGGAAAACGACACCGGAAGGGGAGGGGGAGGAGGACGAGGAGGACGACGACGAUGCAACAGUGGUGGUGGUGAACGCGGAGAGAGGAGACUCCCGGUCGAUCAGCGGCGGUAGCACAACCGGCGUGAACCCCCGCUCCUUCUCUCGCGUGAGUGACACCUUUGCCGCGUCCCACACGGGAAGCCGCAACACAUCGCCCUUCCCGAUGGACACUUCGCCUGGGACCCACGUCCACAACAGUCCGGGUAGUAGCAACACGCGUGUGCAGGGCAAUGCGAGCAGCAUCAUCGCCCACCACCGCUUCGACAGCGACAUGACCUUCACCGCGACAUCGUCCCCGUUUAAGCGCGUCGUCUCCAUCUCCUCCUCCUUGAUCGGCUCACCGGUGCUGGCGCAGCCGUACAGCCAACCACGCUCGCAGGGCAACAGUGGGAUGAGUGCCCUCAGCCAGCCUGCACCCAACACCACCAGCAGCCAGCAGAACAACUCCUUUAGCAACAACAAUAAUUACAACAGCAGUAGCACCUCCGCCCGCUCCCCCGACUCAGCGGAGAUGUCGCCAGCCGCGGUGGCAGCCUACUCUCGCAGCACGAGCUUGCUGCGCCGCCCGCACAAACUGGAGGUGCCGGUGAGCCGCACGCAGUCGCUGCGCCGCACACCCUCGUAUACCUCCCCGACCUCCAUGACGAGCGGCAGCAGCCCACCCGACGCGGCGGCCGUGACGAACAACACCAGGACGGCGUUAUACUCCGACGCCCCGGUGCCGUCGUUGCACGUGGCGAAGGCGCAUAGCGGCGGCGGCAGUGGUGGGGGUUGCGUGCCCGUCGUGGGGGCCCCAGCGCUGUCGAGCUCCUCCCCGGUAGGACCCCCCACCAACGCCACCGGCGACUCUCCGCCAUCCUCCCUCGCCGGUCUGCACUUUAAACGGGUCAUCUCCGUCGACUCCGAAGCCGGCGGGUGGCCACCGGGUUCGCUGGUCGACUCGCUCGAGAUGAGUCCCUCCAAAGGCACCUCGCUCUUUGGCCGGCUCGCGGCGGCAUCGUACAGCACGAACUUGACGCCUUCCCCGGCGCCGCAGGAGAUGCCGGCAGAGAACGAAGGGCAGCGUGCGACGGUGGUCGGCGCCCCCAUGGAGCUAACCGUGCCGACGGCGUAUCUGUCUCACUCAAGUGGUGGCAGCGGUGGUGGGGGAAUGGACGUAGGCGGCGCCUCCACCGCCUCGUCGGCCCUCACCACCUCGUACCUCGUACCGGGCAAUGCCGACUCGAUUCGAAAUGGAAGUUUGCACAGUCGAAACUUGACGCCGUACUCAUUCCCCUCGCCAGGUGGCGGCGCCCCGCCGCGAGUCUCGGCGCCUGCCCCACCGCCUCCACCUCCACCACCAGCAGCAUCCCCCCGCCCCGUCGUUCUGCAGAGCAGCACUGGGAAGACCCCAACGACAGGACCGAGUCCGUCUGCGCGACCGACUGCGGUGAACUCUGUGUCCGCAGCAGCGGCGCCAUCGACGACGUCGUUUAUGCAGGGCCAAGCGGUGCGUGCGAACACGUUAGCCGGCGGACGCGCCAACGUCAUCGACUCCGCGCCGCUGCCUCCGCACUCAUACAAGAUCAACGCGGAGAAGCUCGCCACCUUUCUCCAGUGCGUCCGCGGGCUGGUGCAGAUGGAGUUCAGCGAGGAGGAGUUCGAUUCCAUGCAUCUCUUUUACUUUCUUCCCGGUGUGUCGCUGGCAAAGCCUGCCGCUGCGCCAGAGGAGGGCAACGAAGGGCCUGAGGGCAGGACAGGCUCCACUGCAACAGCAACGUCGAAAGCAGGGAAUGAGGAAGCACCCCUGCCUCUCUUUAAUGGUGGCGAGCGCGUUCCCGUGCGCCGCACGAAGCUCGACGUUUUCUACUCGCUGGUGAAGAGGAAGGUGCAGGAGAUCUGCGACAACGUUGGCGUGCCGAGUGCUUCGUAUUUGUCGCUGUUGUGA
Leptomonas pyrrhocoris is the source of this 3592-nucleotide messenger RNA. RefSeq lists its product as hypothetical. The transcript has a single exon. NCBI's taxonomy places the organism in Eukaryota, Euglenozoa, Kinetoplastea, Trypanosomatida, Trypanosomatidae. Bases 518 to 3592 code for a protein of 1024 amino acids. The record is from RefSeq and is a predicted model, not a curated record.